Molecule: messenger RNA, 336 nt
Organism: Strongylus vulgaris
Lineage: Eukaryota; Metazoa; Nematoda; Chromadorea; Rhabditida; Strongylidae
Source: the annotation of a GenBank genome assembly
AUGCAUUUUUUAAACUGUUUCUAUCUCUUCAGUGAUCCACAUGCCAUAUGGAAAGAAGUAAAUCGGCUUGCAAGCGAAGGAAAAUGGGAUAAUCUUAAUAACCAGCCCAAACUAUUCAUGUUCGGCAAAGCAAGGAAGGAGGCUUACGCUGCUUAUAAUAUCAUCGUAACUGAUAUCUGGUCUGCUAGUCCUUAUGGACAGUUCACAAAAGGAAUCUUCCGCCUUGCUGCUUGUGUGCUCGCUGUUCAGUUUGUUGUACCAGAAGAGCACCGAUUGCACUACAAGUAUCGUGCGAAACAUGGGCAUGGACAUGAAGAAGAGCACGGGCAUCAUUAG